Serpula lacrymans var. lacrymans S7.9 is the source of this 1044-nucleotide messenger RNA. RefSeq lists its product as uncharacterized. Lineage: Eukaryota; Fungi; Basidiomycota; Agaricomycetes; Boletales; Serpulaceae. Gene Ontology annotation, cellular component: cytoplasm. Gene Ontology annotation, molecular function: protein serine/threonine kinase activity; ATP binding; protein binding. Gene Ontology annotation, biological process: protein phosphorylation; intracellular signal transduction. The record is from RefSeq and is a predicted model, not a curated record. The transcript is spliced from 6 exons. The annotation marks the transcript as partial.
GACAUUUAUCCUACCAUUCUCACUGUCACGCCUAAUUACCUGGUCCUUGGUAAAGUAUGUCAGAAAAUCGAGGUCGUAGAGGCUCCUUUGCUUCUACACAACCAGUUCCGUCCAUUGCUUCAUCUUUGUCCGUUCGUCCCAAGAUUUCAUCAGAUAUAUGCGCCAAAUUCGUUACUACAACGAAGGGCGGCCGCACAGAAGGUUCUUUAUAUACACUACACCUCUGAGACAAUGGUUUUGAAACGGUUUUCAGCAUUGACGCUUAGCAUCGGGAAACCUGUAACCAUAGGAAGGAACCCCGCUAUCUGCUCAUACAUUAUUCCUGACGUUGUAGUUUCAAGCCUGCACUGCAAGAUAUAUGCGUUAAUAGGGGGUUUUUUUUUUCACUCACUUGCAAUUGGUGACUAUUCCCAACAGGGUUCAAUCAUGUACAGGAGGAGUCAUUAUAUCGUGCCAAGUACUUUUAUUUUUCAUGCGAUAUCGCUAUGAAAAACACGUUCUAUGCCCCAUUCUUACAUCACUUUCAUUGUUAGGAUAUGUCAACUAACGGCCUUAUCUUAAAUGGCCACAAAAUCCGGAAAACCUCCGCAAUUAUCAUGGAUGGUGAUAUCAUCAAAAUACCCGCGUCACAAACGUUCCAGUGCUUCCUGAAAUGGAAAAAAUUAAUUAGUAAAAAGCCGGACUCUGAUACAGCUUCCUCCCAGCCAGAGGCCAGAAAGAGUAUUGGAAAUUAUCUCAUUACUUCACAUUGUCUGGGAAGUGGUAGUUAUGCGACUGUUCAGCUGGCGUUAGAUACUAGUGCACAUAGACAAGCAGCGUGCAAGAUAAUCAAGAGGAAAGAAGGUGUUGACCUUAGGAAAGAGAUGAAAGAAGCUACCCUUUUGAUGAACUUGCAUCACCCCAAUAUAAACCAGGUAUACGAUGUCGACUCUGAUUCAGGGUUUUUAUAUAUCAUGCUGCAACUUUCUACUGGUGGUGAUUUAUUCACGUACAUUACUACUCACUCUGGAAAUCGCCUUUGCGAAGGGGAAGCGAAGUAUAUCA